Sander lucioperca (pikeperch) is the source of this 4768-nucleotide messenger RNA. RefSeq names its product kinase D-interacting substrate 220b (gene kidins220b). NCBI's taxonomy places the organism in Eukaryota, Metazoa, Chordata, Actinopteri, Perciformes, Percidae. Gene Ontology annotation, molecular function: protein binding. Bases 236 to 4768 code for a protein of 1510 amino acids. The record is from RefSeq and is a predicted model, not a curated record. The transcript has 29 exons.
GCGCUUGACGCAGCAGCAGCGGACAGUUAGGCUGUUGGUUGUUGUUCUGAUCAAGAUGGCUGCUGUUGUUCGGGAUGGAGAGUAGGCUCAGGCUGUCAUCCGAACACAGGCCGAGGAAACGCAGAUAAACACGCCCAAAACCAGGCACCAAAACCCGGCUGGACCCAAACUCCCGGACCGCCGGAACCGAAUCUGAUUCUCUUGUGAAGCAGGGGGAGCAUUGACAGCCAGCAGCAUGGACACCACCACCUCCAUCAAGAUGACCACCCUGGCCAUCCAGAACCUGUUUGGCUACGUGGAGGAGGAGAACCUGGCCGCUCUCAGAGCUCACCUGGACCGCUUCAAGGACGUGGACGGACGCAGCGACAACGGUCAGACUCCUCUGAUGCUGGCGGCGGAGCAGGGCAGUCUGGAGAUCGUCCAGGAGCUGGUCAGGAGAGGAGCCAACGUCAACCUGGACGAUGUGGACUGCUGGUCGGCUCUGAUCUGUGCAGCUAAAGAAGGACACGAUGACGUGGUGAAGGAGCUGCUGGAGAACAGCGCCUACAUCGAGCACAGAGACAUGGGCGGCUGGACGGCGCUGAUGUGGGCGGCUUACAAAGGCCGUUUGGAAGUCACCGAGCUGCUGCUGGAGAAUGGAGCCAACCCCAACACUACAGGACAGCAGUACAGUGUGUAUCCGAUCAUCUGGGCUGCAGGUCGAGGCCACGCUGACAUCGUCAAGGUGCUGCUGGGAGCUGGAGCUAAAGUCAACUGUUCUGAUAAGUAUGGGACCACUCCUCUGAUCUGGGCGUCCAGGAAAGGUCACUUUGACUGUGUGAUGCACCUGCUGGAGAACGGCGCCGACGUCGACCAGGAGGGGGCGAACUCGAUGACGGCUCUGAUCGUGGCGGUGAAAGGCGGCUACAGCGAGGUGGUGAAGGAGCUGCUGAAGAGAAACCCCAACGUCAACAUGACGGACAAAGACGGCAACACGGCGCUGAUGAUCGCCGCCAAGGAGGGCUACACGGAGAUCGUCCAGGACCUGCUGGACGCCGGGACCUACGUCAACAUCCCCGACCGGAGUGGGGACACCGUGCUGAUUGGAGCAGUGCGGGGGGGUCAUGUGGAGAUCGUCAGAGCUCUGCUGCAGAAAUACGCCGACAUCGACAUCAGAGGACAGGAGAAUAAGACGGCGCUGUACUGGGCCGUGGAGAAAGGGAACGCCACCAUGGUGAGAGACAUCCUGCAGUGUAACCCCGACACCGAGACCUGCACCAAGGACGGAGAGACUCCUCUGAUCAAAGCCACCAAGAUGAGGAACAUCGAGAUCGUGGAGCUGCUGCUGGAUAAAGGAGCCAAAGUGUCCGCCGUCGACAAGAAAGGAGACACGCCGCUGCACAUCGCCAUCCGCGGGCGCAGCCGUCGCCUCGCCGAGCUCCUCCUCAGGAACCCUAAAGAUGGCCGCCUGCUGUACCGCCCCAACAAGGCCGGGGAGACGCCGUACAACAUCGACUGCAGCCACCAGAAGAGCAUCCUCACACAGAUCUUUGGAGCUCGUCACCUGUCCCCCACAGAGACAGACGGAGACAUGUUGGGCUAUGACCUGUACAGCUCUGCUCUGGCUGACAUCCUGAGUGAACCCACCAUGCAGCCGCCCAUCUGUGUGGGUCUGUACGCCCAGUGGGGCAGCGGCAAGUCCUUCCUGCUGAAGAAGCUGGAGGAUGAGAUGAAGACCUUUGCAGGGCAGCAGGUGGAGCCCUUGUUCCAGUUCUCGUGGCUGGUGGUCUUCCUGUCUCUGCUGCUCUGCAGCUCCGUGGCCGUCGUCCUCGGCUUCACCGUCGACCCCAAACUGGCCAUGGCCGUGUCCCUCAGCCUGCUCGCUCUGCUCUACCUCUUCUUCGUGGUGGUGUACUUCGGCGGGCGGCGGGAGGGUGAGAGCUGGACAUGGGCGUGGUUGCUAAGCACCCGUCUGGCCCGUCACCUUGGUUACCUGGAGCUGCUACUGAGGCUGAUGUUCGUCAACCCGCCAGAGCUGCCGGAGCAGAGCACCAGAGCACUGCCCGUCAGGUUCCUGUUCACCGACUACAACCGGCUGUCGAGCGUGGGCGGCGAGACGUCGAUGGCCGAGAUGAUCGCCACGCUGUCCGACGCCUGCGAGAGAGAGUUUGGCUUCCUCGCCACGCGCCUGUUCAGAGUGUUCAAAACAGAGGAGACGCAAGGUAAGAGGAAGUGGAAGAAGACGUGCUGCGUGCCGUCCUUCGUCCUCUUCGUCCUGGUCCUCGGCUGCCUGCUGGCCGGCAUGGCGCUGCUCGCCGUCUUCAAGCUGCAGCGGGAGAACCACACGGUGAACGGCGUGCUGGUGGCGCUGGGCAGCGUGGUCGGCCUGGCGCUGCUGCUCAACGUCCGCACCUGGUGGCAGGUGAGCGACUCGGUGCUGCACUCGCAGAGGAAGAGGCUGCACGGGGCCGCCAACAGGAUGCACAAGCUCAAGAGUGAGGGAUUCAUGAAGGUGCUGAAGACGGAGGUGGAGCUGAUGGCAAGGAUGGCGAAGACAAUCGACGGCUUCACGCAGCAUCAGACGCGGCUGGCGGUCGUCAUCGACGGACUGGACUCCUGCGAACAGGACAAAGUUCUGCAGAUGCUCGACACGGUGCGGGUCCUGUUCUCUAAGGGCCCGUUCAUCUCCAUCUUCGCCAGCGACCCUCACAUCAUCAUCAAGGCCAUCAACCAGAACCUGAGCAGCGUGCUGCGGGACUCCAACAUCAACGGACACGACUACAUGAGGAACAUCGUGCACCUGCCCGUCUUCCUCAACAGCCGGGGGCUGUCUAGCGCCAGGAAGAUGGCCGCCGCCGCCGCGCCCGCCAACGGGGACACCACCAACGCCGACGGUUGGCAUGAGGAGCUGGACAGGAAACUGUCUCAGCACAGUUUGGGAGAACUGACCAAGUUUGGCAGCAAGACAACGCUCAACCGCCGGGACACCUAUCGGCGUCGGCAUGCCCAGCGCUCCGUGACCCGCCAGAUGUCCUUCGACCUGACGAAGCUGAUGGUGACGGAGGAUUGGUUCAGUGACAUCAGCCCGCAGACCAUGAGGCGCCUGCUCAACAUCGUGUCCGUCACAGGCCGCCUGCUGAGAGCCAAUCAGAUCACCUUCAACUGGGACCGCCUGGCGUCCUGGAUCAACCUCACGGAGCAGUGGCCCUACCGCACGUCCUGGCUCAUCCUGUAUCUGGAGGAGACCGACGGCGUCCCCGAACACGCCACGCUCAAGACCAUCUACGAGAGAGUGGCGAAGAGCAUCCCGACCACCAAAGACGUGGAGCCUCUGCUGGAGAUCGACGGAGACGUUCGGGGGUUCGAGGUCUUCCUGUCCUCGCGCACCCCCGUCCUCACGGCCAGAGACAUCCGCACCUUCCUGCCCUGCACCGUCAACCUGGACCCCAAACUCAGGGAGAUCAUAGCAGAUGUUCGUGCUGCCCGGGAGCAGAUGAAUAUGGGUGGGGGGGUCCCGUACCCGCCCCUCCCCCUGCAGGAGGCCCGUCCCACCUCCAUGUACAGCCAGGUGUCGUCUGCGUGCUCGCCGUCCGCCUCCUUCAGCGGCCCGUUCAUCCCGCCGCCGGGCGCUGUUGUCUCGCCACCGCCGCACAGCAGCUACUACAGCGGCCUGGCCGGGCCACAGCACCCCUUCUACAACCGGCCAUAUUUCCCCCACCAUGUUUACCAGCUGCCACGCCCAUCUCACCUCCACCCACGCCAUCCGUCCAAACACGCCUCCACCCGGGACGCCGCCGCUAAUCCUUAUAAGGUUUCAUCUUUGAAAAGGAAGCAGGGUUCGGCCUCUGUGGUGUCGGGCGCGCCGGCCGUCCUGCUCAGCUCCAUGACGACGGAGACCGUCUGUGAGCGCGUGCGGCAGAUCGACGGCAUCGACCAGAGCAUGAUGGGACAUUACAGCGCCACCAUCAGGAAGGCGAACGUUAACGGCAGAGUUUUGUCUCAGUGUAACAUCGACGAGCUGAAGAAGGAGAUGAGCAUGAACUUUGGAGACUGGCAGCUGUUCAGAGCUACGGUUCUGGACCUGCGUCACAUUGAGAGUCAGGUGCUGCAGGAGGAAGCUGCCAGCGAGCAAGGCAGCAGUGUGGCGGGCGGCGGGCACGCUGAGACGGGUCGCCGUGCAGCUGCUCCGCUGCUCGCGGGCGCCGCCAACACGGACGCCUCGCCCAUGUACAGCUUCAACCUCAGCUUUGAGGAGCUGAGCACUCUGGGACUGGACGAGGCGCCGAGACACGGGAACACGCCCUGGAUGGGCGGCGCCGUGCGGACGGCGAGCAUGAGCAGCCUGAACUCUCAGGAGUCGUCCAUGGACAUCUCCCGUCUGACGGACAAGCAGCAGGACGAGUACCGCAGCGCCUACCAGGAGUACAUCGCCCAGAUGGCCCAGGUGGAGAUGGGCGCCGCCAGUGGCGCCGAGAGGCCCGUCCAACCGCAGCCCGGGCAGUUCAUGACGUCAUCGGCAGAGAGCAAAGACGCCGCUGGUGAGCAGGACGGACGCAAGGCCUUCGCCAAGAGGAGCGGCAGCGGGAAAGCAGCGGCAGCGGAGAACGCGGAUGCUUUCCCGUCCGCUGCCGAUGGUCUGGACCCGAUCACGGAGGAGGACGAGAAGGGCGACCACGGCUCCUCCAAGUCGCUGCUGAGCAGCAAGGCCGCCGCCGCCGCCAGAGGCUGUCUGGCCGGGGGUUCGAUGGCUGGCGUCACACAGGUACUUAACCACCGCAGGGGGUUAUAA